This is a messenger RNA of Ilex paraguariensis (yerba mate), 1382 nucleotides long. Lineage: Eukaryota; Viridiplantae; Streptophyta; Magnoliopsida; Aquifoliales; Aquifoliaceae. The record is from the annotation of a GenBank genome assembly.
CUCUCUCUCUCUCUCUCUCUCUCUCUCUCAGAAUUCGAAUCAUCUUCAAUGGAUCAAUCACUCCGCAGCUCAUCAGAUUCAACUUCAGAGUUGUUCGACAGAGAUCGCCAUGUUCGCUUCCUACAUAUGAUGUACAAGCUCUUGCCUUCGGAUUAUCAAGGUCAAGAGAUCAAUCGCCUCACUCUCGUCUACUUCAUUAUCUCCGGCCUCGAUUUGCUCGGUGCCCUAGAUUCCGUUGACAAAGAAGGGGUCAUUGAUUGGGUUUUAUCAUUGCAAGCUCAUCCAAAGAAUGAGGCUGAGCUGAACAACAGACAAUUCUAUGGGUUCCAUGGUUCAAGAAGUUCUCAAUUUCAAUCUAAUGACAAUGAGGGUUGUAUUCCAAACGGCAGUCACUUGGCAAGCACAUACUGUGCACUAGCCAUAUUCAAGACUGUUGGCUAUGACUUGUCUCUCAUUGAAUCUGAACCAAUCCUGAAAUCAAUGAAAAACCUUCAACAGCCUGAUGGGAGUUUUAUGCCCACCCAUACAGGGGCAGAGAGAGAUCUUCGAUUCGUAUUUUGUGCAGUGGCCAUCUGUUCAAUGUUGGGGAACUGGAAUGGCAUGGAUAGAGAGAAAACGAAGGAAUACAUAUUGAACUGCCAGUCAUAUGAUGGUGGCUUUGGUUUGAUUCCUGGAUCAGAACCUCAUGGUGGUGCAACUUAUUGUGCUGUUGCGUCUCUCCGUUUGAUGGGUUUCAUUGAAGAUGAUCUAUUGUCAAAAAGUGAAACAUCUUGUAUCAUAAAUGUGCCAAUGCUUCUGGAUUGGAGCUUGCAGAGGCAGGCAGCUGAUGGUGGGUUUCAAGGUAGACCCAAUAAGUCUAGUGACACAUGUUAUGCUUUUUGGGUUGGAGGAGUUUUGAGGAUGUUAGGGGGCUACAAAUUAAUUGAUGAGAAGGCUUUAUGUGGAUUUUUGUUAACUUGCCAGUCCAAGUAUGGUGGCUUCAGUAAAUUCCCAAAGCAUCUGCCAGAUCUUUACCACUCCUACUACGGAUUUACUGCAUUUAGCAUGUUGGGAGAAACUGGGCUGAAUCCAAUCUGUAUAGAACUGGGAAUAACUGAUACUGCUGCCAUCGGACUCUGAAAUCAAACAUUGUACUCUGGAUAUCAAACGGGGCGUGACACAGCCACACAUAUCGAUGUCGAGUGGACAAUAAUACUACCUAUAACAAGGUCUGAUAGAGGUAAGUAGAAAGUCGGGAAAAAUCAAUAUACUUUGACUGUCGAAUCAGGAUCAACUAAGAUAGAAAUAAAGUAUUGAGUUGAACUAUUCUUUGGUGUCAAAAUAAUAGCUAUGAAUAGUCAUUGACUUCCGGGAAAGGGUAGAAAAAUGGAACCUAUUAUGAG